Messenger RNA from Prunus avium (sweet cherry), 1068 nucleotides. The record is from RefSeq and is a predicted model, not a curated record. Lineage: Eukaryota; Viridiplantae; Streptophyta; Magnoliopsida; Rosales; Rosaceae.
AUGUCAGGAAUAAAUCGACGCUUCAUUCCCCAAUGGUUUGAUGAGUUUUAUUGGUUGGAGUAUAGUAUAUCUAAAGAUGCGGCAUUUUGUCUCUAUUGCUAUCUUUUUAAAACCAAUUUUGAACAAGUGGGUAGUGAAGCUUUCACUGGAGAUGGAUUUAAGAAUUGGAAGAAAGGGAGAGAAAUAUUUAAGAUGCAUGUUGGACUGGUUGGGAGUGUUCAUAAUAAAACUAGAGAAGCUGCUACAAAUUUGAUGAAUCAAAAUACACAUAUUGAGACGGCAGUGAGCAAACACUCCGACCAAGCUCGUAAGGCUUAUCGCACAUGCUUGAUUGCAUCAAUCAAGUGCACUAAGUUUUUAUUGCGACAAGGUCUUGCUUUUCGUGGCCAUGAUGAAAGUGCCACUUCAAGCAAUAGGGGAAAUUACUUGGAGCCAUUGCAAUUCCUUGUAGAUAAUACUGAUAAAGUUAGAGAAGUUGUGAUGGAAAAUGCUCCGGGGAAUCUCAAAUUACUAGCUCCUUGCAUUCAAAAAGAUCUUAUGAAUGCAUGUGCCCUUGAAACACUUGAUUCUAUCAUGGAUGGUCUAAAAGAUAGAUUCUUUUCAAUAUUGGUGGAUGAGGCACGUGAUGUGUCGGUGAAAGAGCAAAUGGCUAUGAUGUUGCGUUAUGUGGAUGACAGAGGGCAUGUAAUUGAAAGAUUUAUGGGUAUCCAACAUGUUACCGACACUACUUCAAGUUCACUAAAGGAUGCUAUUGACACAGGUGUGAGCAUUUCCAAGCUACGGGGACAAGGUUAUGAUGGUGCUAGCAAUAUGAGAGGUGAGUUGAAUGGCCUUAAAACAAAGAUAUUGAGAGAACAACCUUGUGCAUAUUAUGUUCAUUGCUUUGCUCAUCAACUUCAACUAGCUCUUGUUUCCGUGGCAAAGAAAAAUAUAGACAUUGCCUCCUUUUUUGCAACGGCUAAUAGUGUGGUUAAUCAUGUUGGAGCAUCUUGUAAGUGGCGUGAUUUACUUAGAGGGCAACUUCAAGAAGAGCUUGUGAUAGCUUUUGAAAAUGAUUGUCUUAUGUAG